AUGGGUAACCCAAGCGCAAAGAGAAAGAGACCAGAGGGCAUGGGCUACCGUAAGCCCAAGAAGCUCGUCAAGAAGUUCAAGAAGCAAAAGGCAUACCACUCGGACAGCGAAGACGACGACCAUGUUGAAGAAACCACCACCACAACCGACUUCCAGCCCGUCAACAUGGACGACUCGGACGAAGAGGAGAUCGAAGAUGCUCCCCCUGUCACGACAGCUCCCGACGAAGAAGAGGAAGAUGACGAUGAUGUUGAGGACCUCGAUGCGCUGGACGACGAGGACCUAGCCGACUCUGAUUUGGAAGACGACGACGAGCUCGACCUGAGCGAAGACGAAGACGGCAAGCCCAAAAAGACACGCAAGCGCAACGAUCCCACCGCCUUCGCCACAUCCAUGUCCAAGAUUCUGGGCACCAAACUAACCACCGCAAAACGACAAGAUCCCGUCCUGUCAAGAAGCGCUGCUGCAACCGCCGCUUCCAAGGAACUGGCCGACCAGAAGCUCGAGAUGAAGGCAAAGAGGAAGAUGCAUGCUGAAAAGAGAGAGGCACUGGACAAGGGCCGCGUCAAGGACGUUUUGGGGUUGAACACACCAGAGGUCAGCACGGCUGAGAUCCAAGAGACGGAGAGAAGACUGCAAAAGACUGCUCAGCGUGGUGUCGUCAAGCUUUUCAACGCUGUCCGAGCCGCUCAGGUGCAAGGAGAGAGUGCCAGAAGCGAAGCAAAGAAGGAAGGUGUGGUUGGUAUUUCGCAGAGAGAGGAGAGAGUGAGCGAGAUGACCAAGAAGGGCUUCCUCGACCUCAUUGCCACUGGAGGAAAGAAGCCUGCUGCAGUAGAGGCUUAG
Messenger RNA from Aureobasidium namibiae CBS 147.97, 843 nucleotides. Its product is annotated as Rrp15p-domain-containing protein. Gene Ontology annotation, biological process: maturation of LSU-rRNA; maturation of 5.8S rRNA. NCBI's taxonomy places the organism in Eukaryota, Fungi, Ascomycota, Dothideomycetes, Dothideales, Saccotheciaceae. The record is from RefSeq and is a predicted model, not a curated record. Gene Ontology annotation, cellular component: preribosome, large subunit precursor. The transcript has 2 exons. Bases 1 to 843 code for a protein of 280 amino acids.